Molecule: messenger RNA, 2003 nt
Organism: Eptesicus fuscus (big brown bat)
Lineage: Eukaryota; Metazoa; Chordata; Mammalia; Chiroptera; Vespertilionidae
Gene: MIGA1
Product: mitoguardin 1
Exons: 15
Coding region: 1-1824 (607 amino acids)
Biological process (GO): mitochondrial fusion
Source: RefSeq, a predicted model, not a curated record
AUGAAGAUUAGAAGAGGAGUCAUGUCAGAAGAAACAGUAAGGGAAUCACAGUUUUCCUUGAAGACCACAGCACUAAGAGCGUUUGAUCGCCCUCUGUCUUGGUACUAUUCUCUUUCCCAGAUCAGGUUUUCACCGGUAGCUAAAAAGUUGAUUGUGGUAACUGCAGUGACUGCCGUAUCUGUAAUUUUUCUGGCUCAUCACUUUAAAAGAAGACGUGGGAAGAAGAAAGGAAAAACAUUACCAUGGGAACCAGAGCACCUCGUACUUGAAUACACUAGAAGAGCAGCAUCAGAAAAAGGUUCAAGUUGUUCCAGUAGCAGACAGAAUUUGACAUUAUCUUUAAGUUCUGUCAAAGACAAAGGAUCUCAGUCUUGUAACUAUGCUAAUGGAGGACUUUUCAGUAAAUACUCAGGUUCUGCACAGAGUUUGGCCUCUGUCCAGAGUGUCAAUUCUUGUCAUAGCUGUGCUUGUGGCAAUUCUAAUUCCUGGGACAAAACAGAUGAAGAUGAUAUUAAACUUGUUAACAUUCCUGUGACUACUCCUGAGAACUUAUACUUGAUGGGUAUGGAAUUGUUUGAAGAGGCAUUGCGUCGAUGGGAACAAGCUCUAACCUUUAGAAAUAGACAGGCCGAAGAUGAAGCCUGUAGCUCCAUUAAAUUGGGUGCAGGAGAUGCCAUUGCUGAAGAAAAUGUAGAUGAUAUUAUUAGCACUGAAUUUAUCCAUAAGCUUGAAUCUCUGCUGCAAAGAGCAUAUCGUCUCCAAGAGGAGUUUGAAGCUACGCUGGGGGCAUCAGAUCCUAAUUCUCUUGCUAAUGAUUUUGAUAAAAACACAGAUAUUACUGUGAGGGGGAAUGUAGACGACUAUGGCCUUCGAGACACCUUGAGCGUUGCUUCAACCGAUUCCUUUGCUUCAGCAGCAGAGCUUGCAGAACACAGAGAAGUCCGGCAUUCUUACAGUCUGGAGUCUCUUUGCCACUGCCCUUUUUAUGAAGAAGCCAUGCAUUUAGUUGAAGAAGGAAAAAUUUACUCAAGAGUGCUGAGAACUGAAAUGCUGGAGUGCCUAGGAGACAGUGAUUUUCUUGCCAAACUUCACUGUAUACGACAGGCUUUUCAGGUUAUUCUUUCAGAAACAGCCAAUAGGAUAUUCCUUGCUGAGAGUGGAAGGAAAAUUUUAUCAGCGUUAAUUGUGAAAGCACGAAAGAAUCCAAAGAAGUUUGAAGAUGUUUUUGAUGAAAUGAUCUAUUUUUUAGAACAGACUGAUCACUGGGAUAGUACUGAAAUGGAACUUGCUGCUAAAGGAGUGAAAAAUCUAAAUUUUUAUGAUGUUGUUCUGGAUUUUAUAUUAAUGGAUUCCUUUGAAGAUUUAGAAAACCCACCCACAUCCAUACAGAAUGUAGUAAAUAAUCGCUGGCUAAACUCGUCCUUCAAAGAAACUGCUGUGGCUUCAAGUUGUUGGUCGGUGCUGAAACAGAAAAGGCAACAGAUGAAGAUCCCAGAUGGAUUUUUUGCUCAUUUUUAUGCCAUUUGUGAGCACAUCAGCCCUGUCCUAGCCUGGGGCUUUUUAGGCCCUAGAAAUUCUCUCUAUGAUUUAUGUUGCUUCUUUAAGAAUCAGGUUCUUUUCUUUCUCAAAGACAUUUUUGACUUCGAGAAAGUACGCUAUUCCAGCAUCGAGACCUUGGCGGAAGACCUCAUGCAGUUACUUAUUCGCCGCACUGAACUUCUAAUGGCCUAUCUCGGAGCCGAUGCGCUGAGGCAUACAAGCAGUUGUAUCAGUAAUCAUGGUCAGGUUAUGUCCACUGGCCUGGUAGAAGCCAAAGUUCAAUAAGUCUCUUAAAAUCAGACAGUUUGGGUGUGCUAUGAAAUGUCUUAAAAUAACUGUUGAUUCUGUAACACAUAUUACACAGAAUUGGUGGAUAUGGUCUCAGGGAGGGAGAGAAAUCUAGUAAAGAGUGAGUGACCGUACUGUACUUACACAGAAGUCCUGGCAUUGAAUCCCUGUACAGU